AUGAACUCAUCCACACCUGACUCAUACGCUAACUCCACAACUCCUUCCAUCGAGCUAAUAGUCUAUCUGGAAAUGUGCGUGUUCACCUUUAAUUUCCUGUUUGGUCUUCUUACACACUCCUAUGUGAUCUGGCUCAUCGUAACAGGAAAUGGAAUUGCAUCAGAGUUCUUCAUCCUCAAUCUCUCUGUUUGUGAGAUUGGAAACUCUUUGAAUUCGUUGUUCUUUAUGCUGUCAACUGUGUUUUCAUGUCUUACAACAAUAGUCGUUAUUUUACAAGGACUCACCAUCACUGGUCGUCCUCUAUUUCAGUGUCUGAUGUGUGUUGAGCGUUACCUGGCUGUGGUUCAUCCUGUAACCUUUCUGAAGUACAAACCUCUCAGAUACAGAGUGAUCUGCUGCUCUGUGACCUGGAUAAUCACUCUUGGAUCCUGUUUGAUCUGCCUUAUCAUGUUCUUUUUUUCUACCAUUGCUAUGAAUGCGUGCUUCUACUCAGUGCAGUUUCUACUCUAUCUCCCCAUCCAGUUGUUUUGUCUUGUGGCUGUUCUCAGAGCUCUGAAGCAGUCAGGACCAGGAGAGAGAGGGAGAGAGAGAGAGCAGGAAACACACAUGAAGACAAGAGCAUUUUAUCUCAUCUUAAUAACUACUGUGACCAUGACUAUCACAUAUGUGCCAAACACUGUCACUGGACUCUUUACCAUUGUGUCAGACCAGCUUAAUUCGAUAAUUUGGGUUCCUUCAAUGAUUUGUUUUAUACUAGCUGGUUUUGUUCAGCCUGUUCUUUAUCUGCACCGGGCUGGAAAACUCUCUCGCCUCUGUACUCAAUAA
Carassius carassius (crucian carp) is the source of this 825-nucleotide messenger RNA. RefSeq names its product hydroxycarboxylic acid receptor 2-like. Gene Ontology annotation, molecular function: G protein-coupled receptor activity. The record is from RefSeq and is a predicted model, not a curated record. Gene Ontology annotation, cellular component: membrane. NCBI's taxonomy places the organism in Eukaryota, Metazoa, Chordata, Actinopteri, Cypriniformes, Cyprinidae. The transcript has a single exon. Gene Ontology annotation, biological process: positive regulation of Rho protein signal transduction; phospholipase C-activating G protein-coupled receptor signaling pathway. Bases 1 to 825 code for a protein of 274 amino acids.